CCAGACCAAAAUGCGGUGCCGCGGGCCCUUUUGCUUGUUUCAGGUUGCCGAUUUGAAGUUUCAUGGCGCUGCUAAUUCCUGGUCCCGACACCACUCAAUCGUGUAGCUGUGAGCUUAGUAUGUGAUUGUGUGAAGAAUUUACUUUUAAGCCUACUCGAUGGCGGCGAGAUUGUUGAGAUCGGGUGGGCGGGGGACGUUCUAUUCACCGCAUCUGCAGCGGAUGCCUGGGUUUUCCUCGUCGACAGGUGCUGUGAGGCCUGCAAGUUCCGCUGCCGAAAUCUCAGCGGCUGCUUCCACUCUUAAGCCGGAAGAAGCAGGGAAGAAAUGGGGACUAUCAGUGCUUGUCCUCCUUGUGCCGUGCGCAGCUACUUUCGGUUUGGGUUCCUGGCAAUUGAUUCGUCGUGAGAAGAAGAUUGAGCUGUUGAAUUUCAGGCGAGAGCGAUUUGAGGAAGACCCAAUCGCUCUUGAGGAGGCACUUAGCAUCAAAAGUCAGAAUGCAGAAUCUGUCUCGGACGUCUUGCAAUAUAGAAAAGUGCACUGUGAAGGGAUCUUGGAUGAAUCAAGGUCCCUUUUUGUAGGACCACGUUCUAGAACUUUGUAUGGGGCAGCAGAGAAGGGAUACUAUAUGAUCACACCACUCAUCUGCAAAUCAAAAGACGAUGACAGAGUGCAGCUCCCGGUAUUGGUCAAUCAAGGAUGGGUGCCCUCUAGUACGCGAAAUCAAGCAUUGAAACAGGAGCAGCCUAUUCAUGUCGUGGUAAAAAGUGCACCCGAAGAGAAAAAAGUAAAGCAGAGUUCAUGGUGGGGCGGAUGGGGCAAACCUCAGGCCACUGAAAAGGGCUCGGUGGUGGUGGGAGAGGAUCCUGCAAAGCCCAUAGUCAAGGUGGUUGGUGUGAUUCGGGAUGGCGAACAGCCUAACAUGUUUGUUCCCAAUAAUCAACCGGAUAGAGGACAAUGGUUCUAUGUCGACGUUCCAGUUAUGGCCCAGGUGAUGCAUCUUCCUCCUGACGUUACCUACAUGGAGGCUGUAGCUGCAUCCUCGCCAGACAGGGAAGGCCGAAAGAAGUUUCCACUUCUUAAAGAGUCAGACUCGUUUUUGAAGUCGUCAGUCAUGCCUCAAGACCAUCUCAAUUACGCGCUUACUUGGUAUACACUAUCUGCUGCCACCACCUUCAUGACAGUGAAGCGAUUGAAGAGUGGUAAGCGUGGCCGAUAAGUGCCCUUAGGCAAGCAUUGGUCUUCAGCAUGCAUUUACUUAUUGAGUGAGCCCAGUCAUGCAUUUGGGAUUUCGUUCAAGGCCUUCGUUACAGUUUGUCUCAUGGGUUGGUGCAAUGUUCUCUGUUGCUUGACAACCCACUGAGCAUUGGCGUUUCUUAUGUAAUGAAAAACAUCAUUUGUUAACCAGUUUCAUUCCUAAAAAGUUCAUUAUUUGAUGCUGA
Molecule: messenger RNA, 1439 nt
Organism: Physcomitrium patens
Lineage: Eukaryota; Viridiplantae; Streptophyta; Bryopsida; Funariales; Funariaceae
Product: surfeit locus protein 1
Cellular component (GO): membrane
Source: RefSeq, a predicted model, not a curated record